AUGACAAUAAUUUAUGAAUUUAAAUAUAGAACGACAAACCCGUUAUUUAUGCUUUUCCAACAAGAACGAUCUGUAGACAUUGUUAGAUCAUUAAUUGAUAUAUAUCAAAAUGAAGGAUAUAUGCCCGAUGGAAGAAGUGGAUUAGAGAAUGGGAUUACACAAGGUGGUUCUAAUGGUGAUAUGGUUGUGGUUGAAACAUACUUAAAAAAAUUAGGCAUGGACAUAAUAGACUGGGAACUUGCUUAUGAAGCUUUAAUAAAAGAUGCAGAAGUUGAUCCUUUGGAUCGCGGCAUAUAUGAGGGCCGCCCUUGCAGUAGAACUAUAGAGUAUUCUGCCAAUGAUUAUAGCAUCAGUCUUAUUGCUAAAGAGUUAGAUAAAUAUGAUGACUAUAUUAAAUACAAAAAACGAGCAAGAAAUUGGGAGAAUCUAUGGAAUCCCAAUAUAACUUUUAAUGGUGCGAAAGGAUUUAUCAUGCCAAGAUAUCAAGAUGGUAAAUAUCAUAAUAAAUUGGAUAUAGAUGGUUCUCAUUUUGCAUUUUAUGAAGCUACUUCAUGGGAAUAUAGUUUGGAUAUACCAUUUGAUGUAAAAAGAUUAAUUGAAUUAUCUGGUGGUCCAAAACUCUUUGAGGAACGACUUGACAAAACAUUUUCCAAUAAAAAUUAUCAAAAUGGAUACUAUAAUAUAGGAAAUGAACCAGAUUUCUUUCAUAUUUGUUUAUAUCAUUUUAUUGGAAAGCAAUAUAAAAGUGUUGAGGUUAUUAGAGAUAUUUUAAAAACUAAGUUUGGAAGUGGGCAGGAUGGAAUUCCAGGAAAUGAUGAUUCAGGUGCGAUGGGAAGUUGGUUUGCUUUUAAUGCGAUAGGAUUAUAUCCACUGGCCGGCACGGAUAUAUAUCUAAUUAACUCACCACAUUUUAAUAGAAUAACAAUCAAUUUAUCGCCACAAAUAACAUUCACAAUUUUGGCUUAUAAUUUAACUAACGGAUCUAAUGUAAAUCCAUAUGUUCAAAGCGUAAAGAUUAAUGGUAAAAAUUGGAGAAAAACAUGGUUUAGACAUUCUAAUAUUGCAAAUGGAGCAAUUAUGGAAUUAGUUAUGGGUCCAGAACCAAGUAAAGUUUGGGGAAUUAUUGGAGGAAAUGAAGAUAAGAUUGAUGUAGAAUAUAGAGUCGUGCCUCCUAGCAUGAAUUUUAUUGUUGAUGAAAAUGAUAUCCGAACUCGUUGUGUAGUCUGCUGCACUAAUACUUCACAAGCUAAAAAGCGAAAGCAAGAAGAAACUAAUAAUUUCAUGGGUGAAAAAGAAAACAUUAUUAAUUUUAACAAUGUUGCAGAUUAUAUUUAUGAUUCACUUUUAGAAUAUAAAAAUCUAAAUGAUGAUCUUGAGAGACAAGUCCAUUUUCAUCUUCAAUUUGACAUUGAUCUAAAUUCUAUUUACGAACAUAUUUCACCAGUUGAAGUUACUACAAAAGAUAAUCCAUAUAUUUAUGUUGCUAAUUUGGCUUUUCAUAAUCGCUUGAAAUUCCUUGAAAAUAUGGAAUCCAAAGUAAUGCCAGUGGAAAAUUUGGUCAAAGAUAUUUUGCAGCACGAAAAAAGGCAUACACUGCCACGAACGUGGAAGGAUAGCAAUGAAAAUACGCAAUAUUAUGGAUAA
This is a messenger RNA of Cetraspora pellucida, 1644 nucleotides long. NCBI's taxonomy places the organism in Eukaryota, Fungi, Glomeromycota, Glomeromycetes, Diversisporales, Gigasporaceae. The record is from the annotation of a GenBank genome assembly.